CAACGGUUUCAUAAGUUAAAGAACAAUAUUUUUGGCGUCUAAACUCCUCUCUUCCCCUUUCUCUCCUCCAUUAUCUUCUCUUUCAAGGCUUCCUUCGUUUACCAGUAUUACUUUUCCUACUCGUAGCUUAGACUAGUAUUUUUUUCCAUUUAUAUAUUCAUUUUUCUCAUAGACGUUCGUUUAUAACAAGAAAUUAGAUAACAGUGCGAGAGACAAACAGAGAGAGAGAGAGAGAGAGAGAGAGAGAGAGAGAGAGAUCUUUGAUUGAUUGAUAGUUUUUUUAUUAUAGAUUUAGAUUUACAGAGAUCAAAGGAGGAGUGAAUGGGCAGCAAGAGAACAGCGGAGGAGAACAAGAAGAAAGGAAUUUUGCAAUUAGGAAAUUACGAAUUAGGGAGGAAUCUCGGCGAAGGAAAUUUCGGCAAAGUUAAAUUGGCUAAGAAUCUCCAUUCCGGCCUCACUUUCGCCGUCAAGAUCCUCGAAAAGUCCAAGCUCAUUCAACUCAGCAUCGCCGAUCAGAUAAAGAGAGAAAUCGCUACUUUGAAACUCCUCAAACAUCCUAACGUGGUUCGCUUACACGAGGUGUUGGCAAGCAAAACCAAGAUUUACAUGGUCCUAGAGUACGCAACUGGAGGGGAAUUGUUUGUCAGAAUUGCAUCCAAAGGGAAGCUAUCAGAAGCAGAAGGAAGAAAGUUCUUCCAGCAAUUAAUUGAUGGUGUUAGUUAUUGUCACAACAAAGGUGUUUUCCACAGGGAUCUUAAGCUGGAAAAUGUUCUGAUUGAUGAUAAAGGGAACAUAAAGAUAUCUGAUUUUGGCCUUAGUGCAUUGCCUCAACAUAUUAGGGAGGAUGGCUUACUGCAUACAACAUGUGGAAGUCCAAACUACGUCGCGCCAGAGAUUUUGGCAAAUAGAGGGUAUGAUGGUGCCACUUCAGACAUAUGGUCAUGUGGUGUCAUCUUAUAUGUCAUUCUCACCGGUUAUCUCCCUUUCGAUGAUAGAAACCUUGCAGUUCUUUAUCAAAAGAUUUUCAAAGGGGAUCCUCAGAUCCCGAAAUGGUUGUCACCUGGGGCUCGGAACAUGAUAAGAAGGAUUCUUGACCCAAACCCUGAAACCAGGAUAACAAUGGCGGGUAUCAAGGAAGAUGACUGGUUCAAGCAAGACUAUACUCCUGCUGUACCUGAUGAUGAGGAAGAAGAUAUAUAUAUUGAUGAUGAAGCUUUCUCAAUGUGUGAAGUGGGUUGUGAUGGAGGUAGGAGUCAAGAAUCACCUACUCUCAUUAAUGCUUUUCAGUUGAUAGGAAUGUCAUCGUGCCUAGACCUUUCUGGUUUCUUUGAGAAGGAGGAUGUAUCUGAAAGGAAGAUCAGAUUUACCUCAAAUCGUUCGGGUAAAGAUUUGCUUGCAAAGAUCCAAGACACGGUGACAGAGAUGGGAUUUCGAGUCCAAAUGAGAAACGGAAAGUUGAAAGCAACGCAAGAGCACACGGUCCAAAAACGUCUUGCCAGUCUUUCAGUUGCAGCUGAGGUGUUUGAGAUAAGUCCGUCAUUGUACGUAGUUGAAUUAAGAAAAUCAUAUGGCGAUUCUACAGUUUAUAGACAGUUAUGUACAAAGCUAUUUAAUGACUUUGGCGAUCCUCAGGGCCAAGGCCUGGUGUCCACAGAAGCUUGAGUGACACACAGGUUGGGUUGGCUCCACCAACAUUUAAGGAUCUCAGUUAGAUCUGUGAGCCUUAGAGGGGAUGAAUUUAUUUAGGCUAUAUAUUUUAUGGUAUAGGUGAUGUUUUUUUUUUUUUUUUGAACUUUCACAAAACAGAGAUUCAAAGUAAUAGUAUUUAUGUCGAGGAAGCAGCAGUUUAUGCUCUAGAGACUGCUUUCCGCAUGUUCAUAUUAGAUUGCUUAUGUUUUAUUGGAAAUAAUUUCCAAUUUUUUGAAAAAUGUUAUAUUUUCUGGUGUUUAAAUAAUUUUAUGUAAAAUAUUUUUUUUGUUCAAUAAUUUUUCUUAAAA
Gossypium raimondii (Peruvian cotton) is the source of this 1997-nucleotide messenger RNA. RefSeq names its product CBL-interacting serine/threonine-protein kinase 1. The record is from RefSeq and is a predicted model, not a curated record. Gene Ontology annotation, biological process: signal transduction; protein phosphorylation. The transcript is spliced from 12 exons. Gene Ontology annotation, molecular function: ATP binding; protein kinase activity. NCBI's taxonomy places the organism in Eukaryota, Viridiplantae, Streptophyta, Magnoliopsida, Malvales, Malvaceae. The coding region runs from base 322 to 1662 and encodes 446 amino acids.